Pocillopora meandrina is the source of this 4085-nucleotide messenger RNA. The record is from the annotation of a GenBank genome assembly. Lineage: Eukaryota; Metazoa; Cnidaria; Anthozoa; Scleractinia; Pocilloporidae.
AUGCUGGUCACUUUGAUUAUGUGGUGAGUUUUAGGUUGUCCAUAAGUUUCUUGAUGAUGAAAAUUUUUUUGAAGUAUUUGUAGGUUUCUAAGGGUAAAAUUAUUUUUUUGGCGAGUGUCAAAAGUAACCCUGGAUUCAUGAGCUUUAAUUUAAUCCGUUCAUCGGUUGGUCAAGAAAACUCACGUCACAUUCUCCCCCAUUGAGGUGCAAAUCAAAACCAGACAUGACUUAUUUUACCUUUGUUCUGAUUGGCUGUUGUUGUGACACUCAGUUAACCCUUUAACUCCCAAGAUCUGAUUGUUAAUUCUCCUCUCUAGCUGCUACACAUUUCCUUGUAAAUCAGUUAUGAGAAUUUAGCGUUAGAUCAAGAUAACAACUUCUACCUGAUAAGUUGGAGUUUUCUCAAUACCUGUUCGUGAUAUUUUACUAUUCACAUUAUGCUCUGAUGUAACGCCUAUUGGAUGGGUCGAUUUACAAAACAAGCAAUUUCCUAUAAAGAAGAGUGUUCUAUGCAUGUUCCAGGUAUUCGCCAAUUGGUGUUUGCAGUUUGAUUGCCGCACGAGUGGCAAGAAUGGAUGAUAUCUUGGGGUCAAUGUAGAAACUUGGCAUGUUUAUCGUCACAGACACUAUUGGCUUAAUUAUCCACACCCUGGUUGUCCUACCGAUCAUUUAUUUCGCUUUUACGAGGAAGAAUCCAUAAACCUUUAUCAAAGGCCUGAGAGACGCACUAAUGACUGCACUUGGUAUUGCUUCCAGGCAAAUAUUAAACAACCAGAAAUAAAGAUAAUUCGGGAGCUGGUACGUUUAGAUUAAGAGGUAUCUCCCUGUCAUCGACGAAGGUAUACCUUAAUUGAUUUCAUACAAGGCGCUCUCUGAAGCAAAAAAAUUAGUUCUUCAUUUCAAUAAUAAAAGUCUCCGGUAAAAUGAGCCACUUCUGCAGGUCUGGAUAAACAAUACUUGGACAGGCACAUGCCGUGAUCUUAAUUUAUGGGAGGGAUAGGACCGUAGGAAAUUGGAGCUGAGGUGUGUCAAUCUUUCAUGCAAAUUUCCCUAUUUAACUGGCAAAAUAUGGUCCUGAAGUUGAAGGCUGUAAUGUAGGGUAUUGCAAUGUAAAGUAUUGCAGCGGAGGGUAUUGCAGUGCAGGAUAUUGCAAUGAAUGGUAUUGCAGUGUAGGUUUUUGUAGUAUGGCAAGAUUUUCCCGUGGGAAUUUCCAAACUUGCAUCUCACUCAUGUCAGGUUGUUCGAUUUUUAACGUCAUUACUUUCCUUUACCGCAAGAUGGAUUUGCUUUCACUCUACUCCCUCCAUAGCUGCGCUUUUGAAUGAGCUGUACAAAGCUCGUGUUCAGUAAGCUAAUAACAACUUGUUAAACGAUUGAUCUGUGGAGCUUAUAUAGAGAUGAAAUUAUCUUGAUGCAAAUCUUUCUAUUUGGUUAUCGUACUUUAAUGGAAUAUUAUCUUGUGCAGUAGAUUCUUAUUUUCCUCGAUUUUUCUUCAGCGCUGCAACGCUCCCCACCACUAUGCGAUGUGUUGAAGAGAACAACGGAAUAGAUCCGCGCAUAAGUCGAUUUAUGCUACCACUUGGGGCCACGAUCAACAUGGACGGUUCUGCUCUCAACCGACCAGUUUUACUGAUAUUUGUGGCCCAGUUAAACGACAUAGAUUUAAGUCCGGGAAAAAUUGUUGCAAUAUGGUAUGUACUGCAUGUAGAAUACAUACCAAUCUCGUUCCUGCCUUUUAGCGACUUCCUGUUACAUGUGUUUGAGGUGUAUCCUGUCACGUGAUACUUAAAGAAGAAAAAGUUUGUUGGAAAUGUCGCUGAUGGAAUUGACUUUAUUCAGAGAAAUCUACAUACAGCAUCAGUCGAUGUAACGUUAGCAAUGCAUUGUGCAUUCGUUUAAUUUCCUGUAAAUGAUGUGAGGAUUCAAGUUGUUCAGAAAAAUCAUUUCAGAAAAAUCAGUAGAUAUGAUGAAGGGCUAACGCUCGAAACGUCAGCUUUGAAACUCUUUACGGUGACUAAUUCACGUUAUCAACUCAGUUGAUAAGACUAAAUUACCCCGUUGGUCUCUACCGACGCAGCACCAUAUUUUCUUUAGAAACUUACCCCCUUUAUUCCUAACCCUAUAUCAACUGACGAGGUCUCAGACGAGAUUCAGAGUUUUUUAAAUCACAUGGGCAAAAACCAGUAAACAAAUUGAUGUGUAGUAAUACGUUGUAAUACUAGACGAUGCACGAAUUCCUAACAACUAAACCAUUUUCAUUUAUUUUGUUCCUUCACGAUGUAGUGUAAUUUCUGUGUUGCUGGCGGUGGGAGCUGCUGGGAUUCCAGCAACAGCUGUGACCACAAUAAUUGCCUUGUAAGCUGUGAAUCUGCCUCUUCAUGACCUAGGACUUAUUCUUGCGGUUGAGUGGUUGCUGUAAGUGUACAACCUUCAUUUUAUUUUAUUUUUUACUCCGCUGGAAAAUCUAACAUAUGAUAUUUUCAAUUCAAAAUUUAAAUACGAAAAAUUAGAAGCAUCUCAUUCAUGUGUCUUUAUUGUAAUAGAAGUUGCAGGCCCUUGAGGAUUAUAAAGCAAAUCUGUGUUUUCUAAACAGAAUAAUUUUACUUUACGACUGUGACAUGUUAUUAUUCUUUCUUCACUCGACAACUAAGAUUCAAACUUCCGUCUGUUUCACUCCAUUUUCGAACAGUUCGAUGUCGACGAUGCUAAUCUCAGCAGCGUCCAGGACAUCUGUUAAAUACCAAUUGCUGUAUGCUGAGUUCGUCAAAGCGUUCUUUGUAGUUCAGUUGGCAGAGCAUCCUAAUGCAAAAUCGAAAUUGAUUUAGGCUCGAAUUUCCAAUGGAAACUAUGAUUUUUUAUUUGUUCUGCGCUCGUUGAAUGUUUAAAAUCUCUUUUAGGAGCAAUUUUCAAUUUACUGUGGAAGUAAUCAGGGAUUUUUUUUAACUUUGCUUUACUUCGCUGUGUGAUUGGUUAAGAAAACUUGCGACACUUUCUCGACCAAACAGAUUCAACACUACAACCAAUGGCGAAUUGGUAACUCUCUUUUCCCGCGCUUUAGGUAUUUGCUUGUUUUUAUUUUGAGUUCUCAUGAGAUGUUCUCGUUUCUUCUGAUCGGCUGUUGUCAGUACUUUGGUUCUAGUUUCACAACACUCAAUCGCAAAGUGCUCCAAUACAGAGUGUUGAAAAAUGCCCUCUUUUGGGAAAACAUGCGUGCAUAAAGAAAAUUUAAUUAUUGUUAAAGAAAAAUUACUGGCUAUAUUUUCUUCCUCGCUUUCCCAUUUUAGCUCAAAAGCCUUAUUAGAAUGUAUUUUCUUGUCUAUUCUAAGGGACCGUUUCAUCACUGUUGUCAACGUCAUGGGGGAUGCCAUGGGAACGGGCAUUGUACAACAUUUAUCCCGUGACGAGUUGGACGAAAUUGACGAGAAAAAUAACAAUCCAACUGGAACAAUUUUGAACGAGGGGUUUGCUAAAAGUGACGGUCCUGAUUCUCAUGUGGCGACAUCUGGCGUUUGAAUGACACACUUCAUACACUUGAUUUCAGCAGCAAUUUUACCUGGACUACUAGAAGGGUGUCAAUGGGGUUAAAUGUCAGCCGAAAAAAGGACCUGAAAAUUUAACUGUUACACGUAAAAAUUGCGGAAAAAUUUUAACCGUUAUUUUUAAUAGCAAAGAAGGAAGUUAACCGUUAGCCAUAAAAUGGCCAAAACUCGUACAAGUUACCUACAAAAACCAUCACCCUAGUGAAACACUUUAUUACGCGGUAACCUAAUUGGCUUUUCUUCCAUUGUGUUACGCUACCGACGUUCUUAUAUCUUAUGGGGCUUAUAUCCAAUUUGUGCUCUGUUAAUGCUAGGAAAAGUGGAAAUCACGUGCUGCUUUGUCACAUAUCUAUCAUGGCGAGUUUACUUAAUUGUAAUAAGACUUAUCAUGAUGACUAGCAUCUAUGUUCUUCUUACAAUAUCGGCUACGAAUCACACCUUAAGGUCAUAGUAAUAAAGGAAAUUAUCACCAACUAAACAAACUCUUGAUUGUCAAAUCAAUUCUCUUUGUCAGCACCUUGGGAAAUGUAAAGAGAACAGCACGGA